Molecule: messenger RNA, 384 nt
Organism: Fimicolochytrium jonesii
Lineage: Eukaryota; Fungi; Chytridiomycota; Chytridiomycetes; Spizellomycetales; Powellomycetaceae
Product: U6 snRNA-associated Sm-like protein LSm7-like protein
Exons: 4
Coding region: 1-384 (127 amino acids)
Biological process (GO): nuclear-transcribed mRNA catabolic process; mRNA splicing, via spliceosome
Cellular component (GO): U2-type prespliceosome; catalytic step 2 spliceosome; U6 snRNP
Molecular function (GO): RNA binding
Source: RefSeq, a predicted model, not a curated record
AUGUCGGAUAGGGGCAGAGGAAACUCACGAGGCCGCGGCGCCCGGGGGGGCGGUUCCGGCGGGGGGCGGGGCGGACACGGUGGCGGCGGCGGGCCACAGAAGAAGGAGAACAUUCUGGAUCUGGGGAAGUAUAUGGAUAAGAAGAUCCAUGUCAAGUAUACGGGUGGACGAGAAGUGAUUGGGACGUUGAAGGGGUAUGACCCAUUGCUGAACCUGGUCUUAGACGACACUGAGGAGCUAGUACGAGAUCCGGAAGACAACUACCGCGUAACAGACCAAAAACGGUCGCUCGGUCUCGUGGUAUGUCGCGGGACGGCGAUAAUAGUCAUCUCGCCGGAAGACGGCACGGAGGAGAUUGCCAACCCUUUUGCGCAGCCUGAGUGA